UUUUCUUUAGGAAAACUUUAAUGUCUGUUUUGAGUGUAACAAAUGUUAAAUACAAGAAAACUGAACAUAAAACAGAGAGAAAACGAAUAAAAUGAUCAGACAUUUAUUUAAAAAAGAGAGAGAGAGAGAUGAGCGUUUUACAUCUAAAUUAGAUAUCUAUCUGUGGCUUCUUUUCAGUCCGUUUGCAGUUUUUUAUGUUGUUUACCAAAUGAAAUCGUAACUAGUCUUUUAACGUGGGUAUUUUUGUAGUUAUACAUAAAAACAUGUUUCGUUUCUAGCUCGAUGUUACGCUUUUCUCAUCAGGCACCGUGACGGACGCUCCGCUAACGUCAUCUCCAUGCGCCUUGGGUCCUGCCUCUGCCACCGUCGCUCAGCGUGUGUUCUUCGGUUGUCGACCUCUCCUGUUUUUCCUCUACACCUUGGCUCUCACCAUGUCCCGGUGCCUCUCGCUGACUCGGUUCGCUCUCGGUUCCUCACGACUCACAUUAUGCACCAGAGGUCUACAGACUCGGGCUGCCCCGCGCCCCCUCACUGGUGGUAAGUUUGUGAACCCCCUUAGAUGACCCGGUUCGGACAGCUGCUACAUCCGUAGACACGAACCUGGGCUUUUCUGAAGUUCUGUAAGAGUAUGCAGCUGAUUUUAGCAUGACUCGGUCCAGAUUCGAAGAGUCUGAGUGGUACAUUUCUGGAUCAGGACGCAGGAUUAAUUUUGUAGGAUGGUAGGGAAAGGUGCCGCCCUCCUUCACCUCUGAUUGGCUAAAAGUGCUGGGCUCCGAUUGGUUAUUCCUUAUGGCUGUGAAAUGUUAUGUCUGUCGGGUUAGGGUUAAAAUAUUCAGAAUUGUGAUAAUGUUCGGAUCAAUGUACAGAUGGUGCGUUCGAGUUACCUCGGAAGUCUGAUGUCGGAGCGUUUCAGUUCCUAGCAUUUCAGUUACCAAGUCGUAAAAAAGCGAAACCAGAGGCCUAAGACAAGAUGGCUACAUCUACAAAAGUUAUGCUAGCGUGUGCCUAACGCUAAAAUAACUUUCGUAAGUGUAGCCAUCUCGUUUCCGCCUCAGAUUUUGCUUUUUUCCAACUUGGUACUUAAAACACUGAUAACUCAGGUGUGACGUCACUUUCAGCUCUGACUUCUGACUUCUGAGGUAACUGGAACAUAGCAAUACUUUAGUUUUGACGUCAAGUGCGAGUAGCUAUAACUCAGAAGAUUUGCGGUAGACUGAAAAACUGUUUUUUGCUGCGUUAGAGUAACCUCGGAAGUCUGAUGUCCGAGCCGGGAAUGACAUCACACCCGAGUUGCCAGUGUUUCAGUUACCAAGUCGGAAAAAAAGCAACAUCGGAGGCCUGAAACAAGAUGGCUACAUCUACGAAAGUUAUUCUAGCGCGUGCCUAAUAUUCGGACAAGGCAAGUGCUAAAUUAACUGUAGAAGUAGCCAUCUUGUUUCUGCCCCCGAUUUUGCUCCGCCUCCUCUGGGAACUCGGGUGUGACGUCAUUUUCAGCUCAGACUUCUGACUUCCGGGGUAACUCGAACGCAGCGAGAGCCGACAGCCCGCGCUCGGCUUCAGCGUGUGAUGAAGUUUCACAGCCAAUCAGAGUCAAAGGAGGCGGGACCUUGCCCCCUACCAUCCUUAGGGAAAAAAAUAGCGUGAUCAGGACCUGGUCCAAUGAGGUCUAGACUGAAAUAAAAUUAAUAAAAUGCAAUAAAACGUCUAAUUAACUAUUCUUAUAUAUAAGUAGAUUCUUUCAAACGAUGGCAUCUGGAGACCAAACUUAGGGGUCAAUUUCUGAGGUGGUUGCAGAAAGCAUCCCAGUAACUUUCAGCUGUAAAUUAAAAGUUGAUUUGAAGUUGUUCCUCUAAAAUCAGUAUAAUCCUUUUGGACUUUCAAAGUAGCCUAACCACAUAACUCCUCCUGUGUUCAGGUUUGGCGGUCGCUCAGCAGCAGCAGCAGAGGUGGAGCAGUCGGCCCAGAGUUUGGAGCUCGCAGAGAUCCUGCCUCGGCUUCAGCCAGCAGUCUUUCUACAGCACCCAGGAAGCUGAAAAAGAGCCUGAGGAGGAGCCUCUUCACACCAUCAUCAGUGAUACAGAGUCUGUACAAGGUGCUGCUAAAGCUGCAGACAUAAGUCUCCUGAGAUGUUACCAAACAAACUCUGUACAGAUAAUCUGACCUUUGUUUAACCUUUGAUCCCACACAGGCACCUUCGCCAAACAUGAAUUUCAGGCAGAGACAAAAAAACUUCUGGACAUUGUCGCCAGGUCUUUGUACUCUGAGAAGGAGGUGAGCGGGUUUGUUCCUCGUGACAGUUUCCUGACCUUUUAAAUUGUGUAUUUUGGCUGAUUUGCUGCCUCCUCGUCUUCCUCCACGUCCACACAGGUGUUCAUCAGAGAGCUGAUCUCAAACGGCAGUGACGCUCUGGAAAAACUCCGCCACAAACUGUUGGCAGCAAGUGGCGAGACGGCUCCGAUGGAGAUCCACCUUCAAACCGACGGCGCGAAGGGCACCUUCACCAUCCAGGUAUAACUCUGACGAAGAUCUGCUAUCAAAGUUUUUAAUAACCGCUCUUUCCACAGCUGAAACAAAGUGUAAUGUUCGAUCUUUUGUUAGAAAAAUAUAAAUGCAGAGAUUGAUAGAACUCUUUAAAUGUCAUCCUUGUAGCUGGUUUGUCACAGGACCAGAUUGCUGCAGUAGAAAAAAAGGCGUCCUCUGCGCUUGUGUGUGUUGAUGUUUUUUUGCAUAACAGUGCCGCCUUGUGGAUGAAUAUUGUAUAACAGUUUACCGUCUGCUCUGACAGGACACAGGAGUGGGGAUGAAUCAGGAAGAGCUGGUGGCCAACCUGGGUACUAUUGCACGCUCUGGAUCCAAGGUGAGAAACUCUCUUUCAAGCCUUGUCCUGCAUUCAGAUGUACAUCAUUAAUUCACUAGAUUUGUCUGACACUGACUGUUCCUGCUUCGUAGGCAUUUCUGGAUGCCCUGCAGAACCAGGCUGAGGCCAGCAGCACCAUCAUCGGCCAGUUUGGAGUGGGAUUCUACUCGGCCUUCAUGGUGGCUGACCGUGUCGAUGUCUACUCCCGGGCUGCUGAGCCUGAUGCACCCGGAUACAAGUGGUCCUCAGAUGGGUGAGAGAGAUGUAGCGCUGCAGAAAUUAAAUUAAAUUUGAUAAAGACUUUUUGUAACGUGAUGCUGAAAUGUUCUCCAUCUUUGUCUCCUUCAGCUCUGGAGUUUUUGAGAUCGCUGAAGCCAGCGGUGUCCAGCAAGGAACAAAGAUUGUUCUGCACCUGAAAGACGACUGCAAGGAGUUUUCCACUGAGGACCGAGUCAAAGGUAUGAGUGCUGAAGUCUGACCGCUUUAAAGGGAUAUUCUGGGUUAAAAUUAAUUUAGGGUCAAACACACAGAGGUAGACACCCCCUUGAGAGAUGAAUGUUGCCGACUGCUUGCUUCUCUAGUUAUACCAACUUUAGUAACAACCGCACAAUAGCGAUACACAGCAGUCUGAGGAGCCAUAAACAAACCUCACCCAAAACGCCACAUAGCCACAAAUAAUGCUCAGAACAGCACCCAACUUCAUCAACAGGACAUAUAGGGUCCCAGCCAUAGUACUAGCCACCAAACAUCUUUUUAACUUUACCUAAACACAACUCACCUACUCUCUUCCAGCAGGCCAGUCCAUUACAGACAACAGCGGGGUGCCACAGCUCAAGGAACAACAUUUAUGAUCAUUUCUUUAUCAUUUCCUUGAAGUAACAAUCAUCAUAUUAAUCAUUUUGCACUAGAGAGGCGGUAGUUUUUCUGCCUUAGCAUCUUAGCAUCAGCAUCUGAUUGUAUUUCCAUGAAAAAAUGAUCAUAAAUGUUCUUCCUUGAGCUGCGUCACCCCGCUAUUGUAUUGCUAUCCUGCGGUUGUUACUUAAGUUGAAGAAAGCGGUCGGCAACAUUCAUCUCUCGAGGGGGUGUCUAACUCGGUGUUACGGUGUGUUUGACCCUAAAUUAAUUUCACGCUGGAAUAUCCCUUUAAGGUGACACUCAUGAAGGUUUCCCUGCGUAUGACUGUACGGUUCUGUGUGUCUUUCAGAGGUUGUUACAAAGUACAGCAACUUUGUCAGCUUCCCCAUAUUCCUGAACGGACGGCGGCUCAACACUCUGCAGGUCAGUCCGUCUGUAAAAGAACUCCAUGACGGUUUAAACGGAUUCAUGUUUGCGUUUGAACUUUUUAAAAAGUGAUUUCUGUUCGUCAUGUGUCUCUGCUCAGGCUCUGUGGAUGAUGGAGCCGAAAGAGAUCAGCGACUGGCAGCACGAGGAGUUCUACAGAUACGUCGCCCAGGCCUACGACAGGCCCCGCUACACGCUGCACUACCGCGCAGACGCCCCGCUCAACAUCCGGAGCAUCUUUUAUGUCCCUGAAACGGUGAGAAAUGCACUUAAGUCGUGUUAUUCUCUCUUGUUGUAAUCUCAGGAGAUAUAUUAUUUUCUUACUAAGUUGAUCCCAUUUUUCCAACAGAAGCCGAGCAUGUUUGACGUGAGCAGGGAGAUGGGAUCCAGUGUUGCUCUGUACAGCAGGAAAGUCUUGAUCCAGACCAAAGCCGCCGACAUUCUGCCCAAGUGGCUGCGCUUCCUCCGAGGUCCGAGUCACUCUAAAUUCAUAAAACGAGGUUUGCAUGAGUAAGAAGGAAGGAAGACUUUCAGUUUGAUGUAUUUUCUUGUUGCAGGUGUGGUGGACAGCGAGGACAUCCCUCUGAAUCUGAGCCGAGAGCUGCUGCAGGAGAGCGCCCUCAUCAGGUACGACACAAGCUCAUCACCCUGUUAUCUCUCUUUAACGGUUGAACUCGCUCCUUUAUUUCCUGAUAUCGAUCGGGUGAAUAUCUUUAACCCCCGCCUCUGUCUUCAGGAAGCUGAGUGACGUUUUACAGCAGAGGAUAAUCCGCUUCCUGCUGGACCAGAGCAGGAAGGAGCCGGAGAAGUACAGCAAGUUCUUCGAGGACUACGGCCUCUUCAUGAGGGAGGGCAUCGUCACCACGCACGAUCAGGACGUGAAGGUGACCCGUCCCCUUUAAUUACAGUCUGCAUUAGGCCUGAACGAUAUAUCGUUUGACUAUCGUCAUCGCGAUGUACGUGUGUGCGAUAGUCACAUCGCAGAGCCUGCGAUAUUGGAGGUGAAUGAACUCAUUUAAUUUCAAGGGUAACCGACUGAGAAACACUGCAUGUGACUCUGCAUGUGCUGUGCAGCGAUCCACCAAUCGCCUUCGUCCUUAACUCAGUUGCCAAUCAGACUCACUUCUCAGUUGCCAAUCAGACUACCCUGCCAGCUGUCAAUCAAAAUCAGGGAGGAGAAAACCCACCCCUGCACAUGUUCUGCACAUGGAGGGAGACGUGUGUCCGCUGAGAAUUACUUUCGGAACUUUACUCAUGACUAUUAAGCCCAACAAAUAAGAACUGUAUGGGUUUUAAAUUGUACAUUUCCGUGGACCACUCUACUAUAAGCAGUGCGCGUUUUGCGAGGUGCAUGCAAUUCUCGGAGGACAUGCGUUUCUCGGUACAACACCGCUAACAACAACAACAACGAUCGCAAAAUGAACAACGAACAAGCGAAAACCACCGAAAAUGAAGUCAAUUAUCUGGAAUUAUUUCGGUUAAAAGAAGGAUGAUGUCGACCAAAACACGUCUUCUGUGUUCAUCUGUUGCCACAAUAACGUCCCAGCACAAUAAAAGCUAAAAAUAUCUCUGAGACAGACAGAAGCCGUUCUACUAACAUUCACAAAAAGAGGUAAGAUCAGAGCAGAUUAACUGUCCUCAAGAUUUCAGCAGUGCAGCAUAACAUUAAGUGCUAUUCAGGUCAUCUGGUGAAAAUACUGUAUUUUUAAUAUCGCAAUAUAUAUCGCAGGGUUGAAAAAAUCGCAAUAUUAUUUUUUUCCAAUAUCGUGCAGCCUUAGUCUGCAUUCAAAUCAGUGUCAAUGAUCUGAUUCUGAGAUCACCUUUUCAUCCUCUGUGUCGUCUGUGCAGGAGGACAUCGCUAAGCUGUUGAGGUUCGAGUCCUCCGCUCUGCCAGCGGGACAGCACACCAACCUGAUGGAGUACGCCUCACGUAUGAAGGCCGGGACGCGCAACAUUUACUACCUGUGCGCCCCAAACCGCCACCUCGCAGAGCACUCCCCUUACUACGAGGCCAUGAAACAGAAAGACAUGGAGGUGAGAGGGAAGCGGCGAUGAAGGGAAACGUUUUUCUCCUGCGUCAGCCAUCGUAUUUAUGGUUUAAAGUUUGUUCCCCCUCGUUUGUGCAGGUGCUGUUCUGCUACGAGCAGUUCGAUGAGCUCACUCUGCUCCACCUCCGAGAGUUCGACAAGAAGAAGAUGAUCUCAGUGGAGACGGACAUCGUGGUCGAUCACUACAAGGAGGAGAAAUUCGAGGACAUCAAGCCGGGUCCGCUCCUCUCACACACCGGUGUUUAAAGCUCGGCUCUGCAGCUUAUCGCAGCCCUCCGUCCUGACUCUGUGUUUGUCGUCUCUUCUUCUCUGCAGCCUCCGAGCGUCUGACUCAAGAGCAGGCCGAUGACCUCAUAUCCUGGAUGAAGAACGCUUUGGGCCCCCGGGUUACAAACAUUAAGGUACGACCGGCUUCAUGUUUAAUGCAGAUUUCCCCGAAGGACGGACACAUCACGUAACACACUCUCUUUCUGAUGCUUAGCUGACUCCCCGCCUGGACACCCACCCCGCCAUGAUCACAGUGCUGGAGAUGGGUGCCGCACGCCACUUCCUCCGCACGCAGCAGCUGGCUCGCACCCCUGAGGAGAGAGCUCAGAUUCUGCAGCCCACUCUGGAGAUCAACGCAGGGUGAGAAACAGAUUUCAGGUGGAUUAAAGGUCAGUUUUGUUUUUUUGUUAUGUUCUCUUUUAACCAGUUUGUACCUCUCCUGCCGCCUCAUAGACACGAUCUGAUCAAGAAGCUGCACGCGCUCAAGGACUCAGACUCUGGACUGGCUGGACUGCUGCUGGAACAGGUAACAUGAGUCUAAUGACCGCCGUCGCUAAUCCGAUGCAGCGGGGAGUUUUUUUAAGCAACGUAAUGAAAGUAAAUUGAGGGUUAACGGUUGAAUUGAAUCAUCCUCAAAUUAAAAGACUCCUCAGGCUUUAAAGGGAUAUUCCGGCAUAAAAUUAAUUUAGAGAGUUAGAGUUAGACACCCCCUCGAGAGAUGAAUGUUACCGACUGUUUGCUUCUCUAGUUAUACCAACUUCAGUAACGACCGCACGAUAGCAAUACACAGCAGUCUGAGGAGCCAUAAACAAACCUCAACCAAAACGCCACAAAAAAUGCUCAGAACAGCACCUAACUUCAUCAACAGGACAUAUAGGGUCCCAGCCACCAAACAUCUUUUUAACUUAACCCAAUUUCUUUGGCAAAGAGACUAAACACAACUCACCUACUCUCUUCCAACAGCCACAUGUUUGUAGCGAGACCUCGGGCCAGUCCAUUACGGACUACAGCGGGGUGUCGCAGCUCAAGGAAGAACAUUUAUGAUCAUUUCUUUGUCAUUUCCUCGAAGUAAUAAUCACCAUAAUAAUCAUUUUGCACUUCUGCCUUAGCGUCUCAGUCCGAUUCGGCAACAUUCAUCUCUCGGCGGUGUGUCUAACUCGGUGUUACGGUGUGUUUGACCCUUUAUUAAUUUGACACCAGAAUAUCCCUUUAAGCACCAGCGUCUUCCCUCGUUAUUUUUUCCAGAUCUACGACAACGCCAUGAUCACGGCAGGCCUGAACGACGAUCCCCGACCCAUGAUCUCCCGUCUGAAUGAUCUGCUGACUAAAGCUCUGGAGAAGCACUGACAGCUCGAACAGACAUGAACAGACAGACUGUGUUCGGAUGACGGCGGCCUGCAGACUUGGUGUUUUUGCAGCAGCAGCAGAGGGACUUAGAAGGCCAUUUGUGAAAAGAAAGGCAGGCCUCUGUUCAUCCGAAGCCACCAGACCACAUCGCUUCCCCCCUCUGGAAACCUUCAUCACCCUGUUUGGAGAGGAUACAAAGGCUUACGAAGCUCAGAGGGCGUGAAGAUGAACUGCUGACAGCUUCUUCUCUUGCACUUACAUGUCUUUAAACUCGGUGUUCAGCUGUUUUCAAACCUUGAUCAGAGGAUAUGUGCCUAUCAGAAGGUAGUCCCGAUUACACCUCCCAUGUUACAGUGACAGUUUUCUGGAUUUCUCCUCCUGCUUUCACAACCGGACAUAGACAUGAAGCAGAAAAGCAAAGACGGUGCAUUGAUUAAUUGCUCCCUUUGUGUUUGUACGCGCCCUUGAAAGAUUGCAUUGUUUUCCCGCGUAAAUGCUUUUUGUUAACUUUUGAAAUCUGUGAAAAGAAAGUACCCGAAACCGGGGAUAUACUGUAAGAUAUACUGGAUUCAUGGAGCUGUGUGCGCUCUUCAACAACCCAUUUCUGUGACGAUUAAAGAUGCAAAAAGAUCCAAACUUUCUUGAAAAUACUUUACUGCAUUUCAAAUUAGCAUGACAUCUCAGCUGAGAGGGUAGAAGAUGAGAGUAACCUGAACCUCAAAGCUCCUCCUCCAGUGCGCUGUCUAGUAGAGACUGAGGACUUUUGAGACGGAUGGUUCAAAGAGUUUUAGUGAAGUGAUUCUCAGGGUUUUUUCUCUGUCAGCGUCCCAGCGCCGUCUUGUCCGUUUCGAAUCACAUCAGGCCGUUUUGACCCAUCACACCUCCUGCAAAGGAUUCCUCUUCUCUGUGAGCUAACCUGCUUCAGGUCUCACCUCCUGACCGUCCGUCAAGAUCCACACGUCCCAGGAGAGUGUCAGGAGAGCUUGUCAAUGUUGGCGAGGAAACGCUGCGCCCACCAUUCAUCCAGAUCAAUGGGCACAAAGUCUGGAGAAAAUAGAAGAAAAGAGGAAAAUUACGUGAAGAAAUAAAGAAUAUCUAAAGAGGGUUAAACGGAGCAGGAAGAAUUCGAGUUAAAACUUUAUGUAAGUACAGAAAAACAGCUCAGUGGAGUGGUCGUUAUUAUAUGCGGUUGGCUGGUGUUUUUACUCUCACGCUCACUCACGCGAUGUAUAUAUAUUUUUUGCCGUUAAUAACGUUAACUAUCAAUGAACACUUGGCUUUAAUCGCCGUCAUUACAGAAACACAUGUAAACGCCCUCUAAAACAUCACUUCACUUAAUUGGUCACGUUAUCCUUUUUAAAUACAAACCCGAAUUCAUACAGCCUUCUACGUUAGCAUUGCUACCUAUGAACAAACUAAAGCAAUUAGACGCAAAUUAGCAUCGACUAACAAUAAACGCUUGGCUUUAAUCGCCGUAGUUACAGUAACACAUGUAAACACCUUAUAAAAUAUCUCUUUAUUUACUUAAGAACUUUGUCACGUUAUCAAACCUGAGUUUAUACAGCCCUCUAGUGGACAAGCUAAGGAACUGCAAUACACUGCAUGUAAAGAUAAUGUCAAUAACGUCUCGGAAAAGAAUUGUAUUUCCGGUAAAUAUUUUCAAAAUAAAACAAAUUAGCUAUAAAUACGUAUCAUAUGAGUUUUGACUUUUUUUAAUUUAAUUUUUGAAAUAACAGAAAACGAACCAUAAAUAUAAAUUAUUAAAAUACCAAUUAUUUUUUGAUCGUUCUUAUAACAUGAAAAGGUUAAUGAUUAUAAUUGUUUUGCAUAUAUUUUCUUGUAUUGCUUUUAAUGUCAGAAUAAAAAUGUUAUUUUAUUGUACAUUCA
Molecule: messenger RNA, 9687 nt
Organism: Xyrichtys novacula (pearly razorfish)
Lineage: Eukaryota; Metazoa; Chordata; Actinopteri; Labriformes; Labridae
Source: the annotation of a GenBank genome assembly